CAGAAGGGGUGUGUUUCUCUUUUUAUUUGCGUGACUAUCUUAAAAAGAAAAAUAUUUUUGUUGCUUUUGUAUUUAAACACUAGCAUUAUGCUUGGAAAGAGAAAAAACAUUGACCUGGAAAGACAAAAACUAGAAAGCGAACUCUUACCAACGUGUACCAUUUGCAUUCAAGAAUACUCAAACAGAACUUUUUUAAGGCCGUGUUAUCAUUCUUUUUGUUUUACUUGCAUCAGACAUUGGAUAAACAUUGCGUCUGCGGUCUGCCCUGUUUGCAGACAAGAAAUCAAUUCUCUCGUAUACAAUAUCAAUGAUGAGGAAAACACUUUUGAUGAGUACCAUCUGAAAGACAAAGGAACAGGGAAAUCACACAACCCUCCUCUGUACCCAAAACAACGUUAUACAACACCAGAAGAGAGGAUCAAAUUAGAAAGAGCUCAGCUUUAUAAGGGUUCAAUUCAUGCUGUAAGCUAUCCUGAACCAUUGCCUAGACAUACCAAUUUUACUAUCAUAACACCAGAAUAUAUACCAAGGACUAGAGUGUUCUUGCAAAAUGAAUUAAAGGCACUUGUUGGAGCAGACGCAUAUGACAGUUUUCUUGAAGAUUUGUUUGUAAAGAUUCUAUUAAUACCCUACCAAGCAAACUCCGACAAAGCAGUAAACAUGAAAAUGAAUGAUCCCUUGGUGAUUGAGAAACUGUCUGAAUGGUUAGAUGAUGACAAGUUGGUUGCAAAUAGAUUAAUUGAUGAAUUAAUUGCAUAUUUAAAGUCUGGUCUGUCAUAUAAACAUUUUAUUUCUGCUGCCAUGUACAAGUGAAAAAAAAAAAAAAAAAUUGUAAAUUUAUAAUA
Mucor mucedo is the source of this 845-nucleotide messenger RNA. RefSeq lists its product as uncharacterized. NCBI's taxonomy places the organism in Eukaryota, Fungi, Mucoromycota, Mucoromycetes, Mucorales, Mucoraceae. Gene Ontology annotation, biological process: protein polyubiquitination; protein monoubiquitination. The transcript has 2 exons. Bases 88 to 813 code for a protein of 241 amino acids. The record is from RefSeq and is a predicted model, not a curated record. Gene Ontology annotation, molecular function: ubiquitin protein ligase activity; metal ion binding.